AUGGAUGAUGUUUCUGGACUACACUUUCUGUCCGCAUCAGCUGUGGUCCAUUUUGUUCAGGCUGGACAAAAUGCUUCCCUGUCGUGCAACCUCACAAACAGUAAAGAAAUAAUCUGGUUCCAACUGCUCUCAGAGGAACUUGUUACCCUUAUAACUGUUACCAGGCRAUCACGUUUUCUAAAUACUGCAGCAGUUAAUGAGGAAUACACGGGUCACUUUGACACAAAGGAAAACAACAGUUUGGAGAUCAUUGUGGUGACAGAAGCAGAUUUGGGAUUGUACUACUGUGCUGGUCGCUYCGAUGGGACAGUGCGAUUUGGAAAAGGCAUCCGUCUGACUUUUGCAGACGCAGAGGUGGCAGAGAGGGAAUUGGUGUCGUGUUGGACUCUCCUGGCCUGUGUUGCCCCAGUCUCAGUUUUGUUUGGCARCCUCUGUCUCUUUGGACUCUGUUUCCAGUCAGGUAAAUCAAAAUGUUUGUGCAACACCUGUGUGAACAGGAAAUCAAGUCUCAAGGAAGUGGAUCUGCACUAUGCCAGUCUGAAGCACAUUGGUAAUGCCCGCCCACUGCUCAGGGAGUGCCAGGAUUGGCCGAGGGGGAUGUCACCUAUGCAACAGUGGCCCAAUGUGUUCAUACAGGCACAUGAUCAUCACAUGUACUUCUGACAUGGUUCUUUGAAUAUCCAUUCUUGAUGGAAAUAAGAUUGUAUUUUGAUUCGUGCAUGUAUGUGUGUUUCUGUAAAUAUGAAAAGGCUAAUGUAAUAAUUAUUGUUAAUGUUCUCCAAAGAAUCUCAAUAAAAAACAUUUAAGGCAA
Salvelinus sp. IW2-2015 is the source of this 811-nucleotide messenger RNA. The record is from RefSeq and is a predicted model, not a curated record. Lineage: Eukaryota; Metazoa; Chordata; Actinopteri; Salmoniformes; Salmonidae.